UAGGAGUAGAUAGAGAGGCUACAACCCCAUCCUCUCUUGAGCUCGUCACAAUCCCGUCUCUUCUUCCAUGGCGCCCAACCCGCUCCUCCUUUCCAUCAAAACCCUGAACCCUAUCUUCCUCCCCUUCUCCACCAAAACCCUAACCCUCCGCAAGCCCUCUCCCAUCACCUGCCGGACCUCCUCCUCCUCCGCCGCCGCUCCCCCUCCCCCGCCGCUCUCCGUCGAGCCCGAAGGCAGCGGCGCCGCCGCCCCCACCCGCGGCGACCGCUUCCUCGAGCGCCACAACUCCAUGUCCGCAGCCGCCGUCGUCAUCAAGAAGGACAGGGCAAAGAAUAAGAAGAAGAAGCCUGAGGCCAAGGCCUCCUCCGCCGUCGCUUGCUGCUACGGCUGCGGCGCUCCCUUGCAGACCACUGAAGUCGAUGCCCCGGGCUACGUUGAUUCCGGCACCUACGAAUUGAAGAAGAGGCAUCGCCAGCUUAGAACUAUCCUUUGUGGGAGGUGUAGGUUGUUGUCGCAUGGGCACAUGGUAACUGCUGUUGGUGGACAUGGUGGAUAUCCUGGGGGUAAACAGUUUGUGUCAGCAGAGGAACUUCGAGAAAAGUUGUCCCACUUACGCCGUGAGAAAGUGCUAAUAGUUAAGCUAGUUGAUAUUAUUGACUUCAAUGGCAGUUUUUUGGCACGCAUACGUGAUCUUGCAGGUGCUAAUCCAAUUAUACUGGUCAUAACUAAGAUCGAUCUCCUUCCUAAAGGUACAGACUUAAAUUGUAUUGGUGAUUGGGUUGUCGAAGCCACCACAAAGAAGAAGCUGAAUGUUAUCAGCAUCCACUUGACUAGUUCAAAGUCUUUGGUGGGGAUUGCAGGGGUCAUAUCAACGAUUCAAAAGGAGAAAAAGGGCCGAGAUGUAUAUAUUUUGGGGUCAGCAAAUGUUGGAAAGUCUGCUUUUGUCAAUGCUUUGCUUAAGAUGAUGUCACAAAAAGAUCCAGUGGCUGCAGCAGCUCGGAAAUACAAACCAAUGCAAUCUGCUGUGCCUGGAACAACCCUUGGUCCCAUUGAAAUUGAAGCUUUUCUGGGAGGAGGGAAAUUAUUUGACACACCUGGAGUGCAUCUUCACCAUAGGCAGGCAGCAGUUGUUCAUUCUGAAGAUCUGCCUUCUCUUGCACCUCAAAGUCGUCUAAGGGGACAAUCGUUCCCUGCACUCUCAAGGAAGAGUACAUUGAAGGAUACCGAUGAUGUUGGUUUAAAUGGAUUUUCAUUAUUCUGGGCUGGGCUUGUUCGCAUUGAUGUUAUUAAGGUUCUUCCACAGACACGACUAACAUUCUAUGGGCCCAAAAAAUUGCAGAUUCAUAUGGUUCCGACUGUUGAAGCAAAUGAGUUUUACCAUAAAGAGCUUGGAAUUAUUUUGACGCCUCCAACUAGUAAAGAAAGAGCAGAAUCCUGGAUUGGACUAGAAGCAGUACGUCAUUUGCAGAUAAAAUUUGAAGACCAAAGGAGGCCUGCUUGUGACAUUGCGAUUUCUGGUCUGGGGUGGAUAGCUGUGGAACCAAUUGGCAUGCAACUUGAGACUGAUUCAAACAAUGCCGAAGAUGAUAGCAUGAGGGAAUUGCAUUUGUCUGUACAUGUUCCCAAGCCAGUGGAGAUUUUUGUCCGGACCCCAAUGCCUGUUGGUAAAGCAGGUGGGGACUGGUAUCAUUAUCAAGAAUUGACAGAGAAAGAAGAAGAAGUGCGACCUAAAUGGUUUUAUUGAUGUUCAAUCGUGUAAAGUUGUGGUGUAUUUUCAAUUUUGUUGUACAAAUAUGAUGCUUUUGUCUAAUUAAAUAGUCUAAUUUGUAACUAAUCAUAAGAUUAUUUCCUUAUUCUACGGAGAUACCUCAUAUCCAUAUUA
Messenger RNA from Phoenix dactylifera (date palm), 1882 nucleotides. It is a transcript of the gene NOA1, whose product is annotated as P-loop containing nucleoside triphosphate hydrolases superfamily protein. Gene Ontology annotation, molecular function: GTPase activity; GTP binding. NCBI's taxonomy places the organism in Eukaryota, Viridiplantae, Streptophyta, Magnoliopsida, Arecales, Arecaceae. The record is from RefSeq and is a predicted model, not a curated record.